Molecule: messenger RNA, 858 nt
Organism: Danaus chrysippus (African queen)
Lineage: Eukaryota; Metazoa; Arthropoda; Insecta; Lepidoptera; Nymphalidae
Source: the annotation of a GenBank genome assembly
AUGAUUGUAAUAGUAACGAGUUUCUUAGUGCUCUUCAAUAUUGCGCAUGCCAAUAUUUUAGCACAACAAUUUCCAGCUGAAAGUAAUGAUGAUAUUAAUUUGGUGCCACUAAUCGUUGGUGGUGUGGAAGCGCCUGAAGGUUACGCAAAACACAUGGUUGCGCUGGUAGUAGGAGCAUAUAUAAAGAUGUUGAUUUGUGGAGGGUCUAUCGUCACUCGGAGACAUAUCCUGAGCGCGGCCCAUUGUAUCGAACCUUAUGUCAUUUGGGGAGAACUGACACCGUAUCUUUAUGGAGUAAUAGGAUCUAACAGCUGGAAAUCCACCGAGCGUGUUGUCAGAUUCUCCGGACAGGUGACCCAUCCAGAUUUUAGUUGGUUAACAAUCAAAAACGACAUUGGCGUGUUGAUUACAACUGAGGAUAUACAUUACACUGAUAGAAUACAGCCGAUACCAUUAAGUUGGAAUUGGACACCUGGAGGUAGAACUGCAUUUGCCACUGGCUGGGGAUUAACGACAACGGGUAUAAGUGAUCCGCCAAAGCGACUCCAGCUUCUGUACGUGAAGACAAUUUCACCAUUGACCUGCAUAUUGGGUGUUAGAAACGCUUCAUCAGGCUGGGAAUCAAAUCCACCGAUAGUGGACCCAUUCCAGGAGUUAUGUACCUUCCACUCAAAAGGACACGGGAUGUGUAAUGGUGACUCCGGAAGUGCUCUAGUGCUGCCACAGUCAAAGGUUCAAGUCGGCAUAGUGUCCUGGGGAUUCCCCUGCGCGCUAGGAGCACCUGACGUCUUCGUUAGAGUCAGCGCGUUCAAAAACUUUCUUAUACCUAUUAUUGGAUCACAUCUUAACGAAUUGUAA